This is a messenger RNA of Papaver somniferum (opium poppy), 1687 nucleotides long. RefSeq lists its product as uncharacterized. The transcript has 3 exons. NCBI's taxonomy places the organism in Eukaryota, Viridiplantae, Streptophyta, Magnoliopsida, Ranunculales, Papaveraceae. The coding region runs from base 370 to 1425 and encodes 351 amino acids. The record is from RefSeq and is a predicted model, not a curated record.
CAUGAUCGCCGGCUCACCGCAGUUUUCUUCUCCAACUCGCCCUCAUUCACACACUCCUUGAUGGUAAAACCCUAACAAAACUUCUCUCUCACACCAUAAUUUUUUCUGCAAAUAUGUUCUCCAGCAAAACUCUCCUGAAAACCCUAAUAAUAUCCUUGUAAAGCUCGAAACUUUUCAUUUGAAAUUGAGAGCGUUAAUGGCACUCCAACUGCAUAAGUUGUUGAAUUCUAAUUGCUUCCGCCGAAACUUGUCUGUGUCGUCUCCUCCACGCAUUAUGAACUACAUGAAAGGGAACGCAUCGUAUUCUACUACAAAUCCUUGUUUCAAUGGUAAAUUGGGUCAACUUCAGUUAAUAAGCCCAAGAGAGGAAUGCAGGAUCCUAACAAUCGAUUUAAGGAUUUAAGAUUCAAGGUUGGAUAUGAUUCUCAGUUCUUUAGAAGUUUUAGUACUGCUAGGCAUCAUGGAAAUUUAACCAAUUUUCCGAUUCAAUCUCAUUUAAGUGUAGGAAUUCCGAAAUCGCGAACAGUAGGAAGUAGUUUUAGGUUGGCUGUAUUAUUUUAUGAAGGUAAUGGAAGGAGGCUUUUUUCAGCAAAGCCGUCGAACCAAAAACCUAAGGUUCCAAGUGCAAUAGUGAAUAAAAAUGAGAAUGCCUCUGUGGGAGGAGAAUCUAGUCGUAAAGCUUUUUAUGCACCUCGGAAGCAGACAAGGACUCUGGGUGUUCGUAGUAGCACUGGCGGUCAUGGAGGAAAGCAGGUUGCAGUUGAGAAGCAGGUUGCAGAAGGAAAAGAUUCUAAUAAUCAAGUUGCACAAACUGGGGGCACAUUGAAACCGGCUGAUAGGGUUACCAUAGGUGUCAAGAAGAGUGUAGACGAGUCACCCAUCUUAACAGAAGCUAAGGUUAAUGGUAAUGACCAUAAAGGGAAGGCUCUAGCUAAUAAGAAGCAUAAGUCAGGAAAAAAAGGGCACGUUCAGGAUGAUACUAGCACCAAAGUCCUCUCUGCUACGACCAAAGCCGGAGAUUUUAAAGAAGUUAUCGUACCAGAGAAUGCUAACGUCUCUGUGGGAGAUAGAGGGGAACCGUCCCGCAAAUCUUUUUAUGCACGUCGGAAGCGGGCCAAGAUGUUGGCUAUUCAUAGUAGCAGUGGUGAUGGAGGAAACCAGGUUGCAGUUGAAAAGAAGGUUGUAGGAAAAGAAGUUGCUGAAAGUAACAAAAAAGUUGCACAAGCUGUGGACACGUUGAAGCCCACAGAAGUUCGCAUAGGAGAUAAGAAGGAUGCACAACAGUCAUCCAUCUCAACAGAAGCUAAGAAUAGUUACGGCCAUAAAAAAAAUCUCCAGCUAAAAAGAAGCAUAACUCAAGAAAUAAAGAGCAGAUUCAAAAUGAGAAUGACACCAAAGUCCUAUCCGGUGCAACCAAAGCCGUAGAUUCUACAGGAGUUGCACUACUCGAGAAGAAACCUAAUAUCGACAUACAUAGCCGCCACUCUCAAACUUCAGAUUGUUUGUAGGUCGCUGUUGGAGUCCUCGUACCGGUGUCAGAUGCACACUCAUAACCAUGUAAUUGUUACAUAUGCAAUUGCGUAUUUUGUAACUGAUGCUGCAGUUUUUUCAGUCUGUUCCAGUGUGCGGGAAACAGUUGCCAGCAGUUGAUUCUCCAGGUUCAGAACGUCAGUCCGAGAAGAAGAAA